Messenger RNA from Malassezia japonica, 1389 nucleotides. It is a transcript of the gene ebp2, whose product is annotated as rRNA-processing protein EBP2. Gene Ontology annotation, cellular component: preribosome, large subunit precursor; nucleolus; nuclear periphery. NCBI's taxonomy places the organism in Eukaryota, Fungi, Basidiomycota, Malasseziomycetes, Malasseziales, Malasseziaceae. The record is from RefSeq and is a predicted model, not a curated record. Bases 1 to 1389 code for a protein of 462 amino acids. The transcript is spliced from 2 exons. Gene Ontology annotation, biological process: ribosomal large subunit biogenesis; rRNA processing.
AUGGCGACGAGUCGUACGAAGCCUGUGCGUGCCGAGAAGACGAAGCCGCGUGCCGAGAAGGUGAAGACGCCACGCGCGGAGAAGAAGCCGGUGGUAGACGAAGAAGAUGACGAGGACGAGGUUCACGCCGACGAGGACGAGGCGGGUAUCUCGGAAAAGGGUCUGCAGCGCGUGAUGCAGCUCCUGGGCGAGGACGGUCUGAAUGAGAUGGACCUUGCCGCGCUUCAAGAGAUCCAAGGCGACGAAGAGGAGGAUGAGGAGGAGGAUGAGGGUGAAGAGGACGACGAGGAUGAAGACGAAGAGGACGAGGAAGUCGAUCUCGAGGACGAAGACGACGAGAACGAAGACGAAGACGAAGACGAGGACGAGGACGAGGACGAGGAAGACGCGUCUGACGAAGACGACGAGCGCGACGUCUCUUCGUCGACCCUCGCUGCCCCCAAAGACUCGCUCGCUGCCAGCAUUCUCCGCAGCGGUCUCGUCCCCGACGAGGACGACGAUGACGAGGACGAGGACGAGGAAGACGAGCAAGAGGCCGAGGACGACAAUGAAGAAGAGGACGGGGACGAGGAGGACGAUGGGGACAUUGCUGUCGAGGACCUCCCCGACCACCUCGAACUGUCCGAAGAGACGCGUGCGGCCAAGCACAACCGUGUGCGCAUUAACCGUGUCGAUGCCCUGGAGCGCAUCUAUGAAGACUUCCGUCUAGACGGCCCCUCUGGCUCCAAGUCGCUCCCCUGGAUCGAGACGAUGACGGUGACCUACCCCAAGACACUUUCGGACGAGGUUCCCGAUGCGCAGAACGACCUGGAGCGCGAGCUUGCCUUUUAUCGCCAGUCGCUCGAUGCCGCUAUGCGUGGCCGCCAGCUGGUUCUUGCCGCGAAUGUGCCCUUUUCGCGCCCCAACGACUACUUUGCCGAGAUGGUCAAGACCGACGAGCACAUGGAGCGUAUCCGCCAGCGCCUGCUCGACGAGUCGGCCGGCAUCAAGGCGUCCGAGAAUGCCAAGCGCCAGCGUGAGCUGAAGAAAUACGGCAAGCAGAUCCAGACCGAGAAGCUGCAAGAGCGCCAAAAGAGCAAGCGCGACAUGGAGGACAAGGUGAACUCGCUCAAACGCAAGCGCGGCGGCCUGGAGCUGGACGAUGACGAGUUUGACGUGCAGCUCGAAGAGGCCAUCAGCGACCAGAAAGAGGCGCGCCGCAAGCAGACGCAAGGCCGCGCCAAGAUGCCGCGCCAGAAGCGCGACGAAAAGUACGGCUUUGGCGGCAAGAAGCGCUACGCCAAGUCGAACUCUGCCGAGAGCACCAACGACUUUGGGAAGAAGAAAGGCGGGCGGCCCGGAAAAGCGCAGCGUCCCGGCAAGCAGCGCCGCGCGGCUGGGCGGCGCUAG